CCAAAACCAAUAACCGGCGAUCGGAAACCGGCGACGUAAGCUAUGAGCAGUACGGCAGGGAAGCUCGUGACUUCAAGAUCCGAGCUUGAUCUUGAUCACCCUAACAUCGAAGAUUACCUUCCUUCUGGUUCUUCCAUCAACGAGCCUCGCGGCAAGCUCAGCCUGCGUGAUUUGCUAGACAUCUCCCCAACGCUCACUGAAGCUGCUGGUGCCAUUGUUGAUGACUCGUUCACAAGAUGUUUCAAAUCGAAUCCUCCAGAACCUUGGAACUGGAACAUUUACUUAUUCCCACUAUGGUGCUUUGGUGUUGUUGUUAGAUACUGUAUUCUCUUUCCCUUGAGGUGCUUCACUUUAGCUUUUGGGUGGAUUAUUUUCCUUUCAUUGUUUAUCCCCGUAAAUGCUCUGCUGAAAGGUCAAGAUAGGUUGAGGAAAAAGAUAGAGAGGGUCUUGGUGGAAAUGAUAUGCAGCUUUUUUGUCGCCUCAUGGACCGGAGUUGUCAAAUACCACGGGCCACGGCCUAGCAUCCGUCCUAAGCAGGUCUAUGUUGCCAACCAUACUUCAAUGAUUGAUUUCAUCGUCUUGGAGCAGAUGACCGCAUUUUCUGUUAUAAUGCAGAAGCAUCCUGGCUGGGUUGGGCUUCUGCAAAGCACAAUAUUAGAGAGUGUAGGAUGUAUCUGGUUCAAUCGUUCAGAGGCAAAGGAUCGUGAAAUUGUAGCAAAAAAGUUAAGGGACCAUGUCCAAGGAGUUGACAAUAAUCCUCUUCUCAUAUUUCCCGAGGGGACAUGUGUAAAUAAUAAUUACACAGUGAUGUUUAAGAAGGGUGCUUUUGAAUUGGACUGCACUGUUUGUCCAGUUGCAAUUAAAUACAACAAGAUUUUUGUUGACGCCUUCUGGAAUAGCAGAAAACAAUCAUUUACUAUGCACUUGUUGCAACUCAUGACAUCAUGGGCUGUUGUGUGUGAAGUGUGGUACUUGGAACCCCAAACUAUAAGGCCUGGUGAAACAGGGAUUGAGUUUGCAGAGAGGGUCAGAGACAUGAUAUCUCUUCGGGCGGGUCUCAAAAAGGUCCCUUGGGAUGGAUACUUGAAGUAUUCGAGACCAAGCUCCAAGCAUAGUGAACGCAAGCAACAGAGUUUCGCAGAGUCGAUCCUGGCUAGAUUGGAAGAGAAGUGAAUGUAAAGAUGAAGUUAUAUUUAUGUCAUGUGGUGUUUUCAUUUUUUCCGUUAGAGAUACUCAUGCCAUGUUCUCUAUAUGUUUCUCAAUACAAUACAUUGUUGUGAAUGUCUCAAUAAACAAAACUCGCUUUU
This is a messenger RNA of Arabidopsis arenosa, 1307 nucleotides long. NCBI's taxonomy places the organism in Eukaryota, Viridiplantae, Streptophyta, Magnoliopsida, Brassicales, Brassicaceae. The record is from the annotation of a GenBank genome assembly.